UUCUAGCCCGCAGCUUCAAUUCGAUGAUCACGCCCUCUCCGUUGAAGUGCAUUAGAGGGUAAACAUGGAUGGGAGCGCAGGAUCAAGCAAGAAGAGUAAAAAGAGCAAGGAGUCCAAAUCACUUGGGGAUAUUCAGCAUGAAGCAGAUUUCCUGAUCAAACCGGAAUCGGCAGUAGCCAAACUCGAGACGGCCCACUGGCCCUUGCUUCUAAAGAACUAUGAUAAAUUAAACAUCAGAACGGGGCAUUAUACACCAUUACCCAAUGGUUGCUCACCUCUCAAACGGGAAAUCAAGGAUUAUAUCUCGAGUGGUUUCAUCAACCUUGACAAGCCCGCCAAUCCUUCAUCUCAUGAGGUCGUGUCAUGGAUCAAGAAGAUUCUCAGGGUCGAGAAGACGGGUCACAGUGGGACCCUUGACCCCAAGGUCACCGGCUGCCUCAUCGUCUGUAUAGAACGAGCCACACGAUUGGUCAAAUCACAGCAGAGUGCAGGCAAGGAAUAUGUCUGCAUAGUCAGGUUACAUGAAGCUAUUGAAAACCAGUCAAAACUAGCCAAGGCUAUUGAAACGUUGACAGGAGCACUGUUCCAGAGACCGCCUUUAAUAUCAGCCGUCAAACGACAACUUAGAGUGAGGACAAUAUACGAAAGCAAACUCAUCGAAUACGACCCACAAAGACAUUUAGGUAUUUUCUGGGUGAGCUGUGAAGCAGGAACCUAUAUCAGGACACUAUGCGUUCACCUUGGACUCCUGUUAGGGGUCGGAGGUCAAAUGGCAGAACUCAGGAGAGUGCGAUCCGGUAUUCAGUCAGAAAAGGAAGGGUUGGUGACGAUGCACGAUGUCAUGGAUGCCCAGUGGGUCCAUGACAACCAUAAAGAUGAAGGUUACCUCAGGAGAGUCAUCAAGCCGAUGGAAGCCUUGCUUACAGGUCACAAGAGAAUAGUACUCAAAGACAGCUCGGUGAAUUCUGUCUGCUACGGAGCCAAGGUCAUGCUUCCCGGCGUCCUCCGCUUCGAGGACGGAAUCGAGAUCAACUCGGAGGUCGUGCUGAUGACCACCAAGGGAGAGGCCAUCGCUCUUGGCAUCGCAUUGAUGACCACUGCGACCAUGGCCACGGUUGACCAUGGUCUGGUGGUCAAGCUGAAGAGGGUCAUCAUGGAGAGGGACGUGUACCCCAGGAAGUGGGGCCUCGGGCCAAAGGCGAGCAUGAAGAAGAUGAUGAUCAAGCAAGGGAAGCUGGACAAGCAUGGCAAACCAAACGCAGACACUCCCAAGGAUUGGGUCAAAGGCUAUGAAGACUACAGUGUGAAGAAAGAGCCAGUGGAGGAAGAGAAGCCUGUAGUGGAGACGCCCGUCAAGAAGCGAAGGAGAGAAUCGAGUACCUCGAGCACCGAGGCUCCUCCAGUCACGCCCAGCGGGGAUGCGUCCGCUGUUAAGGAGAAGAAGAAGAAGAAAAAGGACAAGAAAGUGAAGGAAGAAGUAGUGGAAGAGGAGACGAUGGAAACAUCAGUCGCAGAGAUGCCUAAAUCAGAGAAAAAGAAGAAGAAAAAGAAAAUGAAGUCUGAACCAGAGGCAGAGGAGGAAGAAGAGAUGGUGGAAGAAACAGCAGCUGAGACACCAAAAUCAGAGAAGAAGAAAAAGAAAAAGAAGAUCAAACUCGAACAGGCAGAAGAGGAGGAAUCACAGGAAACAGUAGUUGAGACCCCAUCAUCGGAAAAGAAGAAGAAAAAGAAGAAAAAGAAGGAGAAGGCGGAAGACGACAGCUGAAAAAGGGUUCUUUUAUUUUUCUACAAACUGUGCCUGAGAGGCAAGUCACCCAUUACCUUGCAUUUGGAAGAUUCAGGGAAGUAUUGCUUCAGGGGAGCAAUCCAUUCAAGGACUUGAUAGACGUUUUAUCUGACGAAGUAUGUUCUAUGUGAUAGUUAAAGUAACGAUGCUACUCGACUUAUAAAAACCAAGGCAACUUGUCAGAUCUGACGACUUGUUGGAUGACAAAUGUUGGUGAAAUGCUCACCAAAUUGUGAAAGGACCUGCUUUCACUGUCCUCCGAUCUCUGUAAGACGGAUGUUUGCAAUGGAUCACAAAAUAGCAAUGAUUAAUUGAGAUCCUUCAAUGUACCCUAAUUCAUAAACCAGAAUCACCCUUCACAUUUUUUGGGGCUCAGCCAGUCAUAUUGUCCUACCACUGACAUCCAUUGGCUGCCUCUGUGCAUUCUUGAGCCAUGUGAUUGAUUUGUGUGACUUUACCAUGUGAUGUGGUGGGGGAAAUCCUGAUAGUGAUCAUUAUUGUGAAUAUACAGUUCAUUGCAUGAUUGCUACUGCGGGUGUUUCACAAAGAUUUAAGCGUGAAGUAGAGUCCGAGUUAAAUUUUAGUUGCAUGUGCUAUAGAAGGCAUCAACGCAUUGGUCAGAUCAUGCUAGGAGGAUGGGCAGUAUUGCGAUUAUUUAACGAUAAUAUUGCAUGUCACAUAUCAUGAGCACGUCUGCAUUUGACCAUGCUCCAAGUCACACUUGAACUCUUAUGUGAAACCCCCCACUGGGCCCUGUUGCAUAAAAAUUGCUAUUUCAGUAACUUUUCCAUCCAACGCAUUGGUCAGAUCAUGCGAAGAUGAUGCGCGGUAUUGCGAUUAUUAAACGAUAAGAUUGCGUGUCAUAUGAGCACGUCUGCAUUUAACCAUGACUCCAAGUUACACUUAAACUCUUUGUGAAUCACCCCAAAGGCACUGUUGCAUAAAAAUUGCUAUUUCAGUAACUUUCCAUCCAAAGGUAACUACCAUGGUAGCGAUGCUAAUCAGCCAAUCAGAAUCAAGGAUUCCAUUACAGAUACCAUUAGCUUGCAAAGAUACCAUAAUAGUAGCUUUUAUGCAAUAAUCCCCUGAUCAUAAAUCUUGAGUCCACUUUGGAUGUUUGGUAGAACUUGUUACUGAGUAACUUUAUCCUGAUUUCAAAUUUC
Molecule: messenger RNA, 2949 nt
Organism: Lytechinus variegatus (green sea urchin)
Lineage: Eukaryota; Metazoa; Echinodermata; Echinoidea; Temnopleuroida; Toxopneustidae
Product: H/ACA ribonucleoprotein complex subunit DKC1-like
Exons: 14
Coding region: 65-1765 (566 amino acids)
Biological process (GO): rRNA pseudouridine synthesis; box H/ACA sno(s)RNA 3'-end processing; snRNA pseudouridine synthesis
Cellular component (GO): box H/ACA snoRNP complex
Molecular function (GO): RNA binding; pseudouridine synthase activity
Source: RefSeq, a predicted model, not a curated record